This is a messenger RNA of Ostreobium quekettii, 2970 nucleotides long. Lineage: Eukaryota; Viridiplantae; Chlorophyta; Ulvophyceae; Bryopsidales; Ostreobiaceae. The record is from the annotation of a GenBank genome assembly.
AUGGCCGUGGCGGUGGGGGACAUGGCGUUCCGCACGUCGCGGGACUCCAACCCAUUCCGACAGGGAGAGCUCCAGCGUGGCACCUACGACUUUCGCUACGACAGCGGCAACUACCGGCGGGCGGACUCCGGCGUCUCCGGCGUCUCGGCGGCCUCCAGCAGCUACCAUUCCCCCGAGAACGCCUCCGAUCACGACAGCUACUGCUCCGUGGCCGAGGGGUACCUUUCGCAGGGGCCGGAGAUAAUACCGAGGAGGACACCGGACGGACUGGUCGCGGACGCGGGGUUUGGCAGGCAGGGCGGGGGGGUGCCGCUCCUGCACGCCCACCUGCCCCCCCUGCCCAGCAGCUCCCGCAGUUGGAGGACAUCCGAGGAGAGCAGCUUCAGAACGGCGAGCACGAUGCGGGAGAUGACGAGCCCAGGCUCGGGAUCCGCCGGGCCUGGGACCCCGCCUGUGCAUCCGCCUAGAGGGACAUCCGCCGGUGUUCGGCCGGGUGGCCAUGCUGGCGGGCAGUCGGACUUUCUGGACGCCGAUCCUUACGCGAGGAUCAAGAGCCUGGAGGCUAACCGGUUCACCCAGUUUGGGCAGCAGGGCAGGAGGCGGGCGAAGAAGCCCAGCAUGUGGAAGCGGCUCAUAUUCCGGGGCUCAAGCAAUUGGAACAAGAAUGAGCCUGAAGAUGUGAGAAGAGGGACCAUUCAGCAGGCUGGGCUCUCUCCUGGGGUGGCUGGGGGCGUGAACAUCGACUCGCUGCCGGAACACCUGGCGAUGAUGUCCUUGUCCUCGAUGAAGGCCCAGAGGUACACACAGAAAUACGGUCAGUCACAGCGCGGGGGCGGAAACCUCAGGGGGGGAAUGAGGUCGGAGUACUAUGACCAUGAGCCGCUGGUUGAAAGCAGCCAGGAACGCUGGAGGAGUGCGGCUGAGGGGGCGGCCAGGAACGAGGUGGAGAUGCAUUUGGACGAGUUUCUGAAAGCCAGCGUGGAGUCGUUUGCGCCCCUUCGCCCGGCUGCUCGCAGCCCACCCAUUGGGUGGUACAACAACAGGGCGUUCAGCCCGAGGGAAACACGCAGUUCUUCCCCCAAAAGCUCCGAGUCGCAUGUGCAUGUGUCCCUUACAACUUGGGACCCUGCGCAGAAGGAGGCCAAGCCAGCGAUUCAGGACCUGAUGAACACCACGCCUGACCACCUGAUGUUCAGCUCCUUUCCAACUGAAGAAACCCGGGAAGAGCAGGCCAUGCCGCCAAAACUGAUGACGAGUGCACCGCAGGGGAUUGACUUCUUUAACAUGAUGGGGUCCGAUGGCAGCAUGUCCGAAGAGGCAGGCCCCUCAUGGCGAGCAGAGGACUCACAGCGGUCCAUCGUCGUCAACAUCGAGGUCCGGGAGUCGCAUGAGGAAGUGCCACAGGGCAGCUCGGGUGACGAGACAGCCAGGGGCGUCCAGCUUGCCCGUCCACCGUCGCACUCACACUCCAUUUUUUCUGAUUCAGAUUCGUCAUCCACGGGUUCAUCAACACCACGAGCCCUUCCACCUGUGACAACGGGUGCCCCAUCCAACCAGGCGGCGGUCACUGGCACGUGGGGCCUACCACAGGAUUUGGAAGCUGCGCCUCGGCCAGCGGGCAGUAAUCUACCUGCAGUGAAACAUGUGCAACGGGGAAUGUUCCGGGAGCCCAGCACACUGGGCAUCACCAGCGGCGACCACAUCCCGUUCUCCAUCGACAGCGAGUACUCACAAGACACCGAUCCCCACAUUCUCAAGCCAGUGACGUUCCAAGACAAGGAGCUAUUUGGUGAGCAGCCACAGGCUGCAGGCAACGCAACCAAGUCAGUGGACAAGUCGGGGCUGCCCAUUCCUUCUGAGAGCAUCGAGAGAUUUGUCAACAUUCCCUCGAUGUUCACGACUGAGACGGGGUUUGAGGAUGGCCACAAUUCCGAACAAACGGCUGAGGAGAGUGAUAGAGAGAGCUCUGAGGCCAGCUAUGGGCGCAAGCUUCAAGGCAACGACAGGCCCUCAUUUGAGGGCACCGACGCCGAUGCCAGCAAAGUCACGUAUCAGGAGAUCUUUGAGGGUGUUAAUAAGGUCCUGGACAACGUUGCAGGCAUUGGUGUGGCUGGCAAGGAGCACCGCGAGGACAAGCUGACGGACCUGGAUUCCUAUGGCCAUACCUCUGGCCCCACAGGGAAACCACACCUCUCUCAGAAGAGCAGACGGCUCCAAGCCAUGUCUAGGGCGUAUCAGGGUGCCUCACUGUGGCAGGAGCCUCUGAGGGCAGGCAUCCAGACCAGAGGAGUGCCUCUUGAGGACUCAGAAGCGACUGUGUCAGGAGAUGAGUACGAAGAAGAUAGGGAUGACUCUGCGGCCACAAAGAACACGAGUGAUACGUCGGGACAGUCUGCCAUGACGAACUUUCAGGGGCCGAGCGAGCCGGAGGUGCCGAGGCUAAAGAUGGACGAGAACUUUGUACCGCAGCUGCCCGCGUAUUGUGAAGAUAGGAUGUGGACCUUGGCAGAGGUGAAGAGGCUCAGUGGUGUGUGGAUGAAGGACCUGAGGGCAAGCGACCCCCCAGGACCGUUGUGUGACUUUCUGGAGCUGGGAUGGAUCUUCCAGAAGGCAAUAACGAACUCAAGGCAUCUGCAGAUUGAGGUGUCUGACGAAGGUGUCAGAAUGAAGGCCAAGCUAUUUGGCCUCUUUGAGCAGAUGGAACAGCUUUCUUGGGACUCUAGCGGGUGCCUAGUUCCGCGUCGAGACCUCAGGACUGGAUUCACGCAUGUCUGGCUGGAAAGGAUACCAGGCGGCUUCAGGCAGUGGAGUCAAUGGGAUGAGCCUGUGGCCGGCGACAAGGUUGAAGAUUAUCACUUGACACCGGAUGGUCAGAAGCUCAGAGUAUAUGCUCAGCUAAUUCGGCACACGGGACAGGUUUUGAACACAAGGACGGUGUUCAACAGGGUGUCAGGCAGGGACACUGGUUGA